Molecule: messenger RNA, 1330 nt
Organism: Momordica charantia (bitter melon)
Lineage: Eukaryota; Viridiplantae; Streptophyta; Magnoliopsida; Cucurbitales; Cucurbitaceae
Product: Chaperone DnaJ-domain superfamily protein
Source: RefSeq, a predicted model, not a curated record
CCAGUUUCCCAAUUCCUAUUGUAUUCCUCAUAAAACUUGRACUCAAUGCGUUGAUUUUCCGAGUGCACCUUCGAUUCCUGAACUUGUUUCAUCUUCGUCUUCUGCUUUGAUUUCGAUCAACCCCGUUAGAGAUCUCAGAGAGGCAUUCAAAUACGAGCGAAUUKAGGGGAGGGUCUGUAUUGGAAUUUUGAAGGCGGUGAGAGCGGAAUUGGAAGACAAGGGGAGAAAGAAACCCUAAACGAUGCUUUUAGGGUUUCGAUUUCGUCCACCAUCUGUUAUAACCAUCAGCUGAACACCACUUUUAACAUCCAAAGGAAAUGAGCGACGACAAUGGCAAACCGGAUAAGGGGAAUCAAUGGCAAUCGCCAAGAGCGCCGCGCCAAGAGAAGGCGGAGGACAUGAAACUGUGGGGAAUUCUUGUUUUCGGUUUAAUCGGUGCCUCUGCCACCACUCUCGCAGUUAGUCAGCUGAGGAGAACUGUUGAYUGGGUUUAUACUCAGUUGAGCAGGUCACAAUCAUCAUGGAGAGAAACUGGCCGAACUUUCCGGUCCUCAUUUCAGGAGGAAGCAUGGAAAAGGUAUAAUCGUCGGCUACAAGAGGAGUAUGAWGAAGAAAUGGAGAGGGUGGAGCGGAUAAGGCGAAUGCAGAAUGUAUUCAAUAGAGAGAGAAACAAAUACAAGAGAGGCUAUGAAAGCUGGAGAGAGAAUGGUCCUGGUGCGCAUCAUCAACAUCACCCUCGAGAUGAUUGGUAUUGGAAGGCUGAGACAUUCUACAGAGAGCAAAGAAAUAAUUCUAGAGAAGCUCCAAGAGACAGAACAAGUUACUCGUUAUCGCAUCAUUACUCAGUUUUGGGUCUAGACAGGUCACGAAAACUGCCUUAUACAGAUGCUGAGAUUAAGACAGCAUUUCAAUCCAAGGCAAAACAGUUCCAUCCAGAUCAGAACCAAGAAAAUAAAGAGGCUGCUGAGGCCAAGUUCAAAGAGGUGAUGACAUCUUAUGAGGCCAUAAAGUCAGAAAGAAAGAACAGUAGAGCGUAACACUAACCGUACCUCUAGUCGUCGACCUGAUCAGAGCUCCGGGAACCAUUCUAACAGUAUGAGAUAUUACUGUUAUUUUUGUAGAAAAAUUUCCCCCCUUAAUUCUGUGUUAUUAAGAGAAGUCGGGUUUCUUAUAGUUUAUUAGGAAAGCAAAAUAAGAGUGAGUCUAUGUAUUGAUAUUUGAUUUGAUAUGUGGGCGUGAUAUCACGCGGGCAUGGCAAAGCUCUUUUUUCCCCCUUUUUGGCUUAAAAAAUUAUUCAAGGAGUUGUCUAUACAUAUUAAUAUUAUCCUGA